CAGAGGCGUGGAAUGGGAGCCCCUCCCAGGAAUAGAAGGUGAUCGGGGAGUGAUGUGGAGGUAUGCAGUAGUCCCGGUUGAGUUGGGCAGAUCGCUGGAAGUGUAUGGCUGUGUACUAUGUACAGCUUUUCUGAAGCUAUAGCCAUGAAGUUCUCAAAGCUGCCCUGUCUCCUGCUGAUUGCACUUUGUGUGACGCUCUUCCUCAGCUAUGUCACGUGGAGUCCUCACUCCAAUGUGGAAUCCGUGAGUACAGCCCCUAAGUUUCCACACGAAGAAGGAAGUGGCAGAAGAAAAACCUCACAGGAUGUAUUUUAUGGAAUAAUGUUUGAUGCUGGAAGUACCGGAACACGCAUACAUGUAUAUAAAUUCAGCCAAACAUCCUCUGGUGUGCCCAUUCUGGAUCAUGAGACAUUUAAAGCUAUAAAGCCAGGAUUGUCUGCAUAUGCUGAUGAGCCAGAAAAAUGCGCUGUAGGAAUAAAGGAGCUGUUGGAUAUUGCAGUGUCAGAAAUACCAAAUGACCUCAGGAGAACCACAUCACUUGUCUUGAAAGCCACAGCGGGGUUACGUCUCUUACCAGGGGAGAAGGCACAGAAGCUGCUGGAUACGGUAAGAGAUAUCUUUAGUUCAUCUCCUUUCCUCGUUGGAAAAGACAGUGUUUCAAUCAUGAAUGGCACCGAUGAAGGCAUUUUCGCUUGGAUUACAGUAAACUUUUUAACAGGGAGUUUAACAAAUCCAUCUGCUAAACUAGCUGGAAUGCUGGAUCUUGGUGGCGGAUCAACACAAAUCACCUUCUAUCCAUAUGAUAAGAUGACUUUCCCUAAUGCACCACCAGGAUUUAUCACCAACUUUCAGCUGUUUAACCGCACAUAUCACCUCUAUUCACACAGCUACUUGGGACUUGGCUUGAUGUCGGCCAGACUGGAAAUCAUGGGAGGAAAAGAAGGCAUACCCUUGCAGUCUGGAGAAGAGCUGGUGACUCCCUGUGUGACACCUGGCUAUAUGACAGAAUUUGAACAUGCUGGAAUCGCUUAUAAAGUGGAAGGAGAGAAGGGUGUAACUUCUGUAUAUGAAUCAUGCUAUAGAAGAGUAGGAGAAAUGCUUAAGGGCAAAGUGAAUCGUGCUACGGAAGUGGCUGUUCUCUUCUUUUAUUCCUUUUCAUAUUAUUUUGAUCGUGCUGAAGAUACACAUUUGAUAGAUCCGGAGAUUGGCGGCUUUGUAAAGGUUAAAGAUUUUGAACUGGCAGCUCAAAAAGAGUGUACAAAUAUAGAAAAAUCAGGGAACCGUCCAUUUAUCUGUAUGGAUUUGUGCUACAUUACUCAUCUUCUACAAGAUUUGGGAUUUCCUAAAGAAAAACGGCUAAAGCUUGUUAAGAAAAUAAAUGAUGUAGAAACCAGCUGGGCCCUGGGAGCAACUUUUUACUACAUGAAUCGGAUGCAGGGUAAUGCAUAGAAUCAUACGGCAGAGACUGAAGAGGACUUUCUGGCAAAAACUUGACUUCUGUUCUCUGAUGUGGAUAUCAGAGAUUUUAGCCAUAAUUUAUUUCACAUUCAAGUGGUGGUUGCUUCUAAUGUCUUAAUUUCUUUGAUGUUUAUUUAAGAUGAAAUUCCACCUAUAACACUUUUAUAUUUAUGGUGCAGAUACCUUGUUCCUGUAAUCAGUCUUUAUGGGUUUGAUUGACACUGGUGAGAUAUCUCUUCCUCUAUCUGAAAUGCAUGCACUCUAUGUAUUUCAAUUGAAUUACCGCCGGGUGGGAUCUUAACUCUGGUGUCAGCAUCCUAAUAGAAUUUCAUUCCUUUUAGACAUGGAAAAUCUAGGAGGAACCAGUUCAGCUCACAGCCAUGGCCCAGCUGUCAGGAUGGGGGG
Messenger RNA from Rana temporaria (common frog), 1863 nucleotides. It is a transcript of the gene ENTPD6, whose product is annotated as ectonucleoside triphosphate diphosphohydrolase 6. Gene Ontology annotation, cellular component: Golgi apparatus; membrane. Lineage: Eukaryota; Metazoa; Chordata; Amphibia; Anura; Ranidae. Gene Ontology annotation, molecular function: UDP phosphatase activity; GDP phosphatase activity. The coding region runs from base 118 to 1449 and encodes 443 amino acids. Gene Ontology annotation, biological process: nucleoside diphosphate catabolic process. The transcript is spliced from 14 exons. The record is from RefSeq and is a predicted model, not a curated record.